UAGAUUAUUAAUUGUACAUUUGAAAUAUAUAGUCUCAUUAACAUUUUCGCUUGUGAUUUUGGGCUUCGUGUGAAGACUUUACACACAUCGAUGAAUGGAUUUAAGAAUUAAUAUUUUGUCAUCUAUGUGCAAAGGAUAUGAUAUUUUAAACGUUGAUUUGACGCUCUGAGUAAUGAAUUGCCCGUGGUCGGUGUUCAAUUAUUAGGCAUUAUACAUGCCGGGUUGCGAUGAAUGAUCUGUGAUAUCUGCAACCUCUUGUAUGGAAAUAGUAAAGUUUGAAAGACCAAGUCGUCAGGUAAUUAAAAGCGCUGAGAUAAUAACUCCGAGUUGAAAAAUCCAAAUAAACAUCUGCAUUAAGUACCUUUCCAUAUUAUCUUCAUGGAGUUUUCAUGGCCGUAGUGAGGUCCUAUUGGCAACCGGAAACGAUAUUUACGUCAUCAGCAGAGAGAUUCAACAGGCGCAAAGGUUUCAUCGAGCACAAGCGUUUCACGUGCACCGGAAGUAAACACAACCGAAGCCCGCACUCGGGCAAUGCAGCCGGGCUUGAAGUUUCAAGACAACAAAUCGCUUUUGCAAGGAGAGGACGUUGAAGUGUUCUUUAAGAAUCUCGAGGCACCGGAAGGACUCAAGACUCGAAGUAAAGACUUUCUUGACAAAAUAGAGCGUUCUUCGCGAAACUUCGAGGAUAACUCUAGUGUGAACGAUUCCAGCAGCAACGAUAACAAUAUGUUUCAAAAUUCUAUGCACGCCAUGCAAAUGGCCGGCUCGACGCCGACGUACGACGCUACGGGCGUCGGAAGCGGCGUUAUGACGUCGCUCCACUCCGGUAUGAACCCCGUGUAUGUUCCGACGACGCGCCCCGUGCUUCCGCCGAUGCCGUACAUGACAAACGGUGUCUCUCAAGGAGUGUCGUCUCCGAACGCGCCGUCAAUGUGGCAGAUGAACAAUGGGGACCCGUCAUACAGCGUGUCAAACCCCCACGCGUCUGUAAGCCCACGAUUCGCAUUCGCGCCUUCCCCGAGCUCGCCGAUUUCCAACCCGACGGCGCGAGGUGACAGCGGUUUCGCGGCGCCCCUGGCCCGUUCCGGCGGAAUCAACCCGUACCAGACGUACAUGGGAACACCGGAAAUAACGUCAGCGUGGAAUUUUCAGAUGGCUUUGCAGCAAGGACUUCGACAAACUGGUCCUGAUGGUCAGGAAUAUUUCACGGAUCUCGAGGGUCGAGAGUGUGUCAACUGCGGGGCGAUCUCCACGCCCUUAUGGCGCAGGGACGGUACGGGUCACUACCUGUGUAACGCCUGCGGCUUAUACCACAAGAUGAACGGAAUGAACCGACCGCUCAUCAAGCCACAACGUCGACUGGGCGAGUUUGGUGAGAUGCUCCCCUACCAGAGCGAUCCCUAUGGGCAGAUGAACCCCUGGCGAGACAUGAACACUGGCUUUAUGACAGGGUCAAGGUCAAAAUCUGCCAGUCGUCGCGUGGGACUGUCGUGCGCCAACUGCCACACAUCGACAACGACCCUCUGGCGGCGAAACAGCGAGGGGGAACCCGUGUGUAACGCCUGUGGACUCUACUACAAACUGCACGGGGUUAAUCGUCCACUGGCUAUGAAGAAAGAUGGCAUUCAGACACGGAAACGGAAGCCGAAGAGUGCAAGCAGUAAAUCGAAAACUGGGUCAACCACGCCCAACAACAACGUCAGUUCCAGCUCCGGUACCAAAUCGGAAUCCCUCGAAGAUUCAAAGCCAGUCAGUUCCCCGGGUGGUGUUUCCAACCAUAACACUAGCGUCGACUCCAACCACAAUCCGUAUAGUAUGACGACACUUCCUUCAAUGAACAGUGGCGGCAUUUCCGGUAUGACAUAUCAGCACCAGUCGUUGCCAUCCUACCCGAGCGUUAGGUCCGAUUCCGUACCGGUCAAGGUUGAAAGUCCCGAAAACCUCAGUGCGCCUGCGCAUUACGGAUCCCCUUCCCCAGGAAAACACCACUCGGGAUUGGACAACGAGCACAUGCAUGGGCAUUCCCAUUCUAUAAAUAGUAUGGGACUUUCCCAAAACGACACUUUAAGCGUGGGAGCUUGUUAAACGUAUGGUUUUGAUUGGACAGGCGUGGGAUCUUUGACAUACACGAAUCAAAAUGUUUUACGAGUUCAACAACACGUAGUGCGUGCUGUGUUUUAGUAUGAAAUAAUUGGCUGGGUUUCUAUUAAAACCAUUUAUCAAGGUCCCUUUUCUUACGAAACACUCAUGUGACGCUUACAAUUAUAGUGUGGCAUCUGCAGAUGACGUUCAAAACUGAAUGACGUAGUGCACGAACUUAUAGACUGGCGCGCACAAGUUCUGCGCAACAAUGUGAUGACCUAGGUAUUAUAUCAUUUAGCACCAUUGUAUGAACGUCUCAAAUCAUGCUACUUUGAGGAUAAUGUAAAGCAGGAACGUAUCGAAAGACAACCAUAAGUUAGUUGUAUGUGCUACCAUAUAUUCAUACAAAUUUGCAAUCGAAAGUGAAUGUGCUGUGCUUGAUAAACGCUGUUGGACAAUACUUUUGCCAUCACGCAAAUUAUUAUAACGUCUUACAUAUUUCGUUUCGUAAGAGAUAACAUACGUUAUACAUAGAAGAGUUAAAACUUUGUUAGUGUGCUUUUAGGACGCCAAUAUUAUAUUCAAAUGCCAUAUUCUUAUUUUGUCAUUCCAUGUUUAUGAGUGUUUUUGUGUCACGAAUGGUUGUUGUCAUUGUUAUUUCUGCCUUGUGAAUGCAUCGGCAUUAUGAUCCGGAUGUGACGCAUUAAUGUAGUUGUGUUGUUUUGUCGUUGCGCGAAUUCUUAUUUAUUUAUUUUUAUGUUUAAAUUAAGAUGCAGUAAAAAAUUCGCUCAAGUGCCAUUGCUGAUAACUUAAUGUGAAUUGGUAAAUUACUUUUUUGAUGUAUGGAUACACAUUGGUUCAUAACUAUUAAACGCCUCACGAAAUAACACACUAUUAUAUAACCAAUUAGAAGUUCUUUAUAAGUGCUCAUCCGUGUUGAAACUUCAAAAAGUAAAGAUAACUUUUUAAACUGAAAAUCAUAAUGUUGUAUUAUGUUCAUAUAGUAUCUAUCCAUGCAUUGUAGGUCUAUAUAUUACUUGAACUACUUGAUAAAUAUCCUGAUAAAUAUCCAAAACUUACAACAAAUCGUAUACUAAGAAAGUAUAUCAUGAUUUAUCAUUGUGUAUUUCAUUGAACAAAAAAAUGUUAUUAUGUUUUGACUCGAACCACGUUUACAUUAAAAACAAACUUGUAACGCGUGACUUUCACCCAUCAGACGUCAUCAAACCCGAAUACCUCAACAGGCAAAAUGCUCCAGUAGUCUAAAAAUAGUAACAAUUUUUGGUAGAUAGUCAACAGUAUUAUACUUUUAUUGUUAAUGUUUGUAAAUUGUUGAUUUUUGUUUCAUAUUUUUAAUGUCUAUUGUAUGUAUAAUAUGUGAUGUGUGUAUUUGUAAAAUCAAUAACCAACAUUCUAUUUAACGUCAAUUAAUUCUGCGCUGGAAAUAAUUUGAUAAACUUAAUUACAUUGAUUACAAAUUUAUAGGUUUAAUCACUUGAUUGCAUUUAGAUGAAGGUUGAUAUAUUUUAUGCUGUUUUGAUAUGUUAACAAGUAUUAACCUACACUGUUUACAUAAAACAAAGUUAUGGUUGUAUAGCCGUAUGUAUGACUGUACAUAAAUAUAUAUUUUGAUCGUGAGUUGUUAUGUGAAAAAUGAUUUGCUAAAAUAUUUAUGAUUACAAUAAAUUCUAUGAUACUA
Molecule: messenger RNA, 3781 nt
Organism: Dreissena polymorpha
Lineage: Eukaryota; Metazoa; Mollusca; Bivalvia; Myida; Dreissenidae
Product: transcription factor GATA-4-like
Biological process (GO): positive regulation of transcription by RNA polymerase II; cell fate commitment; negative regulation of transcription by RNA polymerase II
Molecular function (GO): DNA-binding transcription factor activity, RNA polymerase II-specific; zinc ion binding; RNA polymerase II cis-regulatory region sequence-specific DNA binding
Source: RefSeq, a predicted model, not a curated record